This is a messenger RNA of Blepharisma stoltei, 264 nucleotides long. The record is from the annotation of a GenBank genome assembly. NCBI's taxonomy places the organism in Eukaryota, Ciliophora, Heterotrichea, Heterotrichida, Blepharismidae.
AUGACCCCUCUGUGAGCAAACAAAAUUUUUUAUCAAAAAAUAUUUUUAUAUAUAAAUGAUAAUUAUUAUAAUAAAAUCUCAAGCUUUCUCUGUUUAGGGUGCAGGCCAAAUGACUUUACCUUUUUGAUAGUGUCUAUUUCACCGAAAAAUUUUUGGCCGAAAAUUUUUGAUAGUGAGACAUUUGACCGAAAAAAACAGUUAAUUUUCGGCCAAAUGUCCGCACUAUCAAAAAUUUUCGACCAAAUGGAUUUCGAAGAAAAUUAG